Messenger RNA from Linum tenue, 771 nucleotides. Lineage: Eukaryota; Viridiplantae; Streptophyta; Magnoliopsida; Malpighiales; Linaceae. The record is from the annotation of a GenBank genome assembly.
AUGGAACCCACGUCAGCAGCUCCUCCCGACAGUACAACCGGCGGCGACCCGGAUCCUUCUCCGUCGACCGGGGGAGGGGGAGGAGGAGAAGUAGGACCGUCCGCUACACCAACGACGACGUCGUACCACGUCGCGCCGCCGAGCCGGUACGAGUCGCAGAAGAGGCGGGACUGGAACACGUUCCUGCAGUACCUGAAGAACCACAAGCCGCCGUUGGCGCUGGGGCGGUGCAGCGGGGCCCACGUCAUCGAGUUCCUCAAGUACCUGGACCAGUUCGGGAAGACCAAAGUCCACGCCGCGGGCUGCCCUUACUUCGGCCACCCGAGCCCGCCGGCCCCUUGCGCCUGCCCGCUCAAGCAGGCCUGGGGCAGCCUCGACGCCCUCAUCGGCCGCCUCCGGGCCGCCUACGAGGAGAACGGGGGCCGGCCCGAGUCCAACCCCUUCGCGGCCCGGGCCGUCCGGAUCUACCUGAGGGAGGUCAGGGAAGCCCAGGCCAAAGCUCGCGGGAUCCCUUAUGAGAAGAAGAAGCGAAAACGACCUGCCGCCCUUCCCACUGCUGCAAAUGUGUCGGUGGCCGCUACUCAGACCGUGCAGCCGCCGCCGCAGCGGCCGUCGGGAGAUGACUCUUCUUCUCUGCCAGCUGGCGGUGGUGGUGGGGACAAUAGUAGUAGUAGUAGUAGAGUUGGUGCUAGUUCCGGCAGCGCCGCCGCUGGUUCUGGAAGGGCGACUAACGUUGUCACUAGCGCCGCUGCCUCUUCCACAGUACUAUAG